Molecule: messenger RNA, 3445 nt
Organism: Pelodiscus sinensis (Chinese soft-shelled turtle)
Lineage: Eukaryota; Metazoa; Chordata; Testudines; Trionychidae
Source: RefSeq, a predicted model, not a curated record
GGCUGGCAACUCUGCCCAGCCCUCGGGGUUAUGAGUGGAGGGGACAUUGCCUCAGUCCAGCACUGGGUGAUGCGAGGGAGGGGCUGAUAACUCUGCUGGCCUGGAGGCGCAGGGUGGGGGAGAAAUGAACGUCUCCAUUCGGCCCUUUUACGUUUCACUAAUAGCAGCUCUGUGGGUGUUGCACAAAAGAGCUUUGCUUACUGUGGGAAACUGGAAACAGGAAGGUCGAAGGCUUGUCUACAGAAAUCCUGCAAGAGUCUCAGAUGAAUGGACUGUUACAUUCCUGUUCUAGCAGUGCUGGACUUUGUACAAGGUUUUGUACAAGAGGCAUGGAUGUCAUCUGAGCAGCAACUGAAUCAGCAUUUCUAGGCAACAUACAGCACAUUUACAAGACACUACAAGAGAGUUGGAUGGAUGAUAUUACAAGUACUUUAUGAUGACUAUGUGGAUCAAAUCAAUCACCCUUCUCGUCACCCUUCCAUUUUUUUAUAUAAUUGGGAAAUGGCUUUUGGAUGGUUUUACUGUCACUGUACAUGCUGAUCCUGAAGUUCCCUUGAUUGGGCAAGGUCUGAUGUUGUCCUGCCACCUCAUAGGCAAGAUCCCCACUAACUUUCAAGUACAUUGGUAUAAGUGGGAAAGGAACAAAAAUAUGACAUUAUAUUUUUACAAUAGCACAUCAAAUGGGAGUGAACUGGUUAGGGCUUGGGAUGAGCACAGGAGUAUCACUCCCAAAGGAUGGUAUGAGAAUGGAAUCGUUAAGGUGAGACUAUUUCCAGUGCAAGCAGAAGACAGAGGGCAGUACGUGUGUGCAGUGACAGGUGACAAUGUCUAUCAAGAAGCCAUUGCAGAGGUGAUUAUUGCAGGUUUUGGAUCUACACCUCGCCUAAUUAUAGAACAGCAGCAGAAUAAUUCAACCACUCUGAGGUGUACAUCUCAUGGGUGGUACCCACUCCCUGAAGUACUUUGGACUGACAGCACAGGACAAAAUAUAAGUACUAUGGCUGAAACAAGAAUCCAGAAAUCAGUGACAGAGCUGUAUGAAAUCGACAGUACUCUCAGGGUAGCAGAUAUUGCUUCAGACAUUAUCUCAUGCACUGUAAUAAAUCCCUUGCUGAAGAAGCACCGUGAAAAUGUUAUUGCAAUUUCAGAUUUCUUUGAUGUGGAGGCUGAACAUGAGACGAUUACUGCUGUAAUUGGAGAAAAUAUCAUUCUUCCCUGCCGGCUGAUUACAAAACAUGUGCCCCCUAGCAUGGAACUGCAAUGGAGGAAAGUUGAAUCUGGGGAGGAUAAGACAAUCUAUUUCUACCUCUAUGAUGAAAGCAGCCCCCUGAUUAAUUCUUAUCCAGAGGAUGACAAAUGCCCAAUGGGUUAUUUAUCUCCAAAUGGAAGCAAUAGCAGAGAAUGGCUCAGGAAGGAGUAUGAAAAAAAGGCAGAAGUUUUUAAAGGAAAAGAAUUUGGGAAAGGAAAUAUUUCUCUGAAAUUGAACAAUAUUCAGGUGGAAGAUACAGGAAAAUACAUAUGUUCUGCCACAUCCAACAUUUUUCACAGAGAGAUCAUCAUUGAAGUUGUAUUUGGUGGGAAUGAAACGUCUUUGCAAGUGCAUCAGCAGAAGAUUUGUGGAUAUGAAUGUAAGUGGACAGGGUGGUAUCCAAAGCCCAGAUUCUCCUGGAGAAAUCACAAAGGAGAAAGCCUAAACUCACUGGCCGACACAAAAGAAAUGCAGGAGGAAAAUAAUCAUUUCACAGUUGCAAGCUCCAUUGCUGUGCCAUGUGAUACUCCGGAGGUUACCUGUGCCAUUGUCAACACAGAAUCAACUGAUGGACACCUUGUAGGUUUCUUAAUCGGUUUAGUGCUGUUUAUUGUUGUGACCUUCGAACAUUUUUUUGGAAAAAGCAAAAAACAUUUCCAGAAUAUGGUUGACCAAAUGAAGAGAGAAAGAGAUCAAUCCCGCGAUGAUUAUGAUCAGCUACGGCUGGAAAUGGAUGAACUACAGAUGGAAAGGGUCCAAUUCCGCAGUGACUAUGCCCAGCUAUGGGAAAAAAUGGACCAACUGCAGAGAGAAAUGAAUGAGCUUCAAAGGCAAAGGGGGCGGCAGCAGGUGGGAAACACAAAUCUACAGCCACUAAUCCAACUACUUCAGCUUGAAAACGAAGCACUGCGAGAGAAAUGUGGUCCGUUCCAGAUGGCAAGACCAACUGCCCCUCAGAUAAUCGAACAACUCCAGUGUGAAAAAGAGGAGCUGCUAGUGGAAAGAGAACGGCUUCAGGUAGAAAACAAUCAAGUCCAGCAUGAAAACAAACAGCUGCGAGAGAAAUGUGGCUGGUUCAAAGUGGAAAAGAGCUCGCUUCAGCAGAAAAUCCGUCAUCUCCAGGUUGAAAAUGGUCAACUCCAGCUUGAAAAUGAACAAGUGCGGUGGGAAAGGAAGCAAAUGCAGCUUGAAAGAGAUGAACUACGAAUGGAAAAAGGAAGGGAUGACGGGCAUUCUGAUGAAGAAAUGAAAAUACACAGCUCUCAAUUAGAGAAGAUGCAGAGACAAAAUGAUCAACUGAGGGAAGACAAAAAAUACCUAGAGAGGAUACUAAAGCAAAUCCAACAACAAAAGGAGCAACUGCAGAGAGAAAUUGAUGAAAUGAGAAAGGAAUUAGAAUGGAGAAGGAUCCGGAAUAAUUCAGUUGACAUCACUCUUCAUGAAGUCACAGCUCACCCCAACCUCUCCAUUGCUGGGGAUAAGAAGAGCUUGAAACAUGAAUCCACACCUCAGAAAGUUCUACCAGCUCCAGAGAGGUUUGAUUUGACAGUCUGUGUGCUGGGCUCUCAAGGAUUCUCCUCUGGAAAGCACUACUGGGAAGUAGAUGUUGGAAGCAGCACUAACUGGGACCUAGGGGUAGCCAGAAAAUACAUACAGAGAAAAGGAAAUCUUUCCCUGUUCCCCAAAGAGGGAUUUUGGGUUCUGGGUUUCAGUGGGACAGAUUAUUGGGCAAAAACAGACCCAUGGACCCAGGUCAUGGUGCAGAAAAAGCCCCAGAAAAUUGGAGUUUACCUUAGUUAUCAAGAGGGGCAGGUAACUUUUUUUAAUGUAACUGGCAUGUCUGUGUUGUUCACAUUUAGCAAUUGUUCAUUCGCAGGAGAUGUUUAUCCCUUCUUUAAAAAUUCACAUAAGGAAACAAUAAUGAGGAUUUGUUCAAUUACAGAGGAAUAGCUAUACGAUGACACUGAUGCUGACUUUAUACUGAUGUAACUUAAAUCAAGAUUUUCCUGAAUGGAUUUUAAUGUAAAAAAGCUGUAUUUUUCUAAAAAUGUACAUUGUACAUGCUAUAAUUUGCAAUAACAUUUUUUUCAUUUCCCAUUGGUUUUUUGCUCGUGACUUUUAUCCAAUAAAACACCUUCCUUAUAGGCAUCUUCAUCUCAGAGGCACAAUAAUAAGAAUCUGUUUGCUAAAUCUAUC